Messenger RNA from Papaver somniferum (opium poppy), 966 nucleotides. Its product is annotated as expansin-A1-like. Bases 64 to 834 code for a protein of 256 amino acids. The record is from RefSeq and is a predicted model, not a curated record. NCBI's taxonomy places the organism in Eukaryota, Viridiplantae, Streptophyta, Magnoliopsida, Ranunculales, Papaveraceae. Gene Ontology annotation, cellular component: extracellular region. The transcript has 2 exons. Gene Ontology annotation, biological process: plant-type cell wall organization.
GAGGUCUGCUUACUGCCGAACCCUUAAAUUUUAUUGAAGAUAUAGUAGUGCUUAGAUUUAUCAAUGGUUUGCAGUAAGCAUUUGAUAUGGCUUCUCAUAGCCAUCACUUGGUUUUCUUCCAAACUGUCCGAAGGUCGUGAAUACCCAUGGACUAAAGCUCAUGCCACUUUCUAUGGUGACAGUUCGGGCAGUGAAACUAUGCAGGGAGCUUGUGGAUACGGCAAUCUAUUCCAACAAGGAUACGGCCUAGAGACAGCAGCGUUAAGCACUGCACUCUUCAAUGGCGGUUUAACAUGUGGUGCAUGCUUCGAAAUCAGAUGCUACAAUAGUGCACAAUGGUGUUUGAAAGGCAGUGUUCGUGUAACCGCAACAAACUUUUGUCCUCCGAAUUACAGCUUACCAAACGAUAACGGUGGUUGGUGCAACCCUCCUAGGAAACAUUUCGAUCUAUCUUUGCCAAUGUUUCUCAAAAUCGCCCAAUACAGGGCUGGAAUCGUACCAGUACUGUUCCGAAGGAUACCCUGUCUUAAGCAAGGCGGUAUUAAAUUUGAGAUCAAGGGAAAUCCAUAUUGGAUGCUUGUGUUAGUUUACAAUGUUGGCGGCACCGGUAAUGUUGUAGACGUGAAAGUUAAAGGGUCAAAAACGAACGAGUGGGUUCAAAUGUCGCGCAAUUGGGGUCAGAAUUGGCAAACAUCUGAGCAAUUGCUUGGACAGAGCUUGUCAUUCCGAGUUACCACUCAAGGAGGCAGGACGGUUCAAUCUGAUAAUGUUGCUCCAGCUAAUUGGGAAUUUGGGAAGACAUACGAAGGAAGAAACAACAUUGGAUCGGUUUAAAUACUUCUGUUUUGUUUUGUUCUAUUGAGACCGAACCGCUUGUUCGGCUUUUGGUUAUAUUUUUUUUAUUUUUUUUUUGAGGUUAGCCGACUUUCAGUCGGGGCCAGUUGAUUGCAUGUCUGAAUGCGCUAA